AUGUUGUCCUACCGCGAUCGCCUGACAGCCUUCUACGAGAAGUAUGCGCCCAACAAGCUGGGGCAGGUGGACGCGCAGCUGGGAAAGUACACUGGCCUUGAGGAGGACUUUUUUGCUGCACUUGUAAAGAAGUAUGGCCCCGAACCGGCCGCUGCUGCUGCGGUUGCUUCUUUGAGGAUGAGUCCAUGCGCGGACACUCAUGAAUCAAACGCCCCCGAGGCCAGGGCUGGGCAUGACAUCUUCCACAAUACUGCGGUAGAGGAGGAGGAGGGGGACGCGAUUGCCAAUCAUGUCCCUGACGAAGGCAGACAGGUACUUUUACGGGCCCUUGCGGCUGAGUUGGGUAUCGUGGUGAAAAGUGAGGAGACGUUUCUGGUUCUUGGUGCCCUUCUGGACGAAAGGAGAGCGCAUAAUUUGGGAACGGGCGCGCUACCCAACGUCGAGGCAGGGGUGUACCGGGCGCUGAAUGGGUCUGUGCACGCGCUUUCCUCGCCCCAACUCACAAUGAGGAUGCAAACGGUGGUGUUGCCUCCACACUCUGUGGCCGAUUUGUCGGAACUGCUUGCGGCCGUGAGAGUGGAGGAGGCCAAGUCGCGCACGGCGCUGGAACUGUUGGCGGCAGAUGAUUUUGAUAUUCUUCUUGCGGCGCAGAGGCAGGGAUUGCGAUAUAUGGAGCGAAACAUCACAAUGUCUGCCCUCCGCGCCUUUGCCGAGGCGGCGUUGCUGCGCCGGGUAUGGCGGGGGUGGCAGGACGCUGCCACCGGACGUGACGGGUGGGUACGGUACGGCCAGCGGCGCCAGUGGACGCGGUAUCAGAAGAUGCUCUUCAGCAAGUCUGUCGCUGCGUAUUACGCCCGGCUCGCACAGUCGCAGCGCGAUCGGGAGCGGCGGCGGUGGCACGUGAGAGUAGCGAACGCCAAGGCAGAGGCAGUGCGCCGGCGCCGGCUGCAGAGGGACGUUGUAGCACACGGCAACAUCGUGACGCGAAACAUCCUUGCCGUGCUGCUCAGCCCCUCUCCGGGCGCACAUCGCCCACGCAACAUACUGGCAACACCGGAGCCGAGCCCUGACGCAGUACCUGCCAGCGCCAAGUCUGUGUGGCAAGGGGCCCACUCACAGUGUCGCGCUCGCUCACCGUACUGGCUGGGCGACACGGUCGGUACACACGGCAGCGGCACUAAAAAGAACAACUGCAGCACGUCUCGCUACAGCUACGGCAGCCGCAGCGCGCGCUUGCUUGCCAUCGAGAGGGACUUUGGAAGUAUCCCUGCCAGUGCACGGGCACACGUCGUCCGGACGCUGAAGAAGUGGGACAUGCUUCCCACGUCGCCCUCGCACCACGCGUCAAGGAGCCCGACGCGCCUGCACACUUCACAGGGGGGUGAUAAGCAGCUGGCGCGGCGACUAGACACUUUCGAUGCGUUUGCUGUGGAUCCAGACGAGGACACGCCUCCGCUCUGGUGGGAGAGCGAGACGGAGCUGCAGCGGUACUUGGCCCGCAUCCUGGUUGACGCCCUUGACGCGGAGGAAAGGGACGACCCGCCCGCCACCGCCGCCUGA
Molecule: messenger RNA, 1560 nt
Organism: Trypanosoma rangeli
Lineage: Eukaryota; Euglenozoa; Kinetoplastea; Trypanosomatida; Trypanosomatidae
Exons: 1
Coding region: 1-1560 (519 amino acids)
Source: RefSeq, a predicted model, not a curated record